Messenger RNA from Gongylonema pulchrum, 528 nucleotides. NCBI's taxonomy places the organism in Eukaryota, Metazoa, Nematoda, Chromadorea, Rhabditida, Gongylonematidae. The record is from the annotation of a GenBank genome assembly.
AUGUUGGUUACUGCGUUCCUGGAGUCACAAAUGGUCGAGCAACUAAUGUCGAAGCUUGUGCGAUUGCCGAGUACACGUGUUAAUGGCCUCUUACGUCGGGCAGUUAAAAUGUUGCAGAUGGAUGGCACUAAUGGCUUUCUGCUGCCCAAGGCGCUCGAAAGUAAUCCAGCCAUUGCAGUAAAGGUGGCCACCUUUUCAACCGCAGGUCUUAAUUACUAUCUCGAGCUGUUUUCUGACAACGCUGAAGCGAACAAAGAAUUAUUCGAGGAAAUUUUUGAAUGGAAGAAUAAGAGUAGUAUCAAAGGCGCUAUCAUUUUAAGCCGGCAAACUUCCGGUGAUUGUGUUGUUGAUAAGAAGGCAGCGUUCAGAAAUGCUCAAAAAAUGUGCCGUUUCUUGGGAUCGCUAUCGGAAGCACAAGAAAUGACCGUAUGCGCGGUCACUGACUUCCACGAUCGUGAUUCCAUAGCCGACAAUCGUACAGCAAAGUUAGUCAUGCAUUUGCAUGAGUUUUUUUUUAGAAAAAUAUAA